UCUUUUUUAGUUCUACAUUUCUUGUACUUAUUAUAUAUACUUUCUUAUAGAAUUCUAAUUAAUUAAUUAAUAUAAUAACAACAAAAAAAUAUAACAAACAGGUACAAUUACAAUAUCGUAAAUUGAGGUACCCAUUUUAUAACAACUAUGAACUUUCCCUCUAUUUUUGUGCCUUUAGUAGGCCUUGUAUUUCCGGCAAUUGCAAUGGCUUCUUUAUUUCUUUAUGUUAAAAAAAAUAAGAUUGUUUAGAUUUUAUGGUCCAAAUUUCAAGACUUAGGCUUGAAUCAUAACACAUAUAUCAAUUUAGCGGAAUGGUAUACCACGCGAUUUCUUUCGAACAUAAAUGAAAGAAAGAGCCCUUAAUGCUUAUGUAUGUGAUGUAUAUGGAAAGAUGACGACAUAGGGGUAGAUUUUAUUAUUUUGAUCGAACUAAAUAAAAAUAGAGUUAGAUAUUUAAAUUUAUAAAUAAAAGUAAAAGUGAAACACAUCCGACAUCAGAAUAGUACUAGUUGAUGAGAGUUACAUCGGAAACAAGGCAGAGUAAGGAAAGUCCAAUUCAUUUUGGGUAUUCUUUCAAUUCAAAUUUAAUGCAACCAGAUCUAGUAUGAAUUGGCGAUCAGAACGUAUAUGGGUAGAAUUUAUAACGGGAUCUCGAAAAAUAAGUAAUUUCUGCUGGGCCUUUAUACUUUUUUUAGGUUCAUCAGGAUUUUUAUUGGUUGGAAUUUCCAGCUAACUUGGUAAGAAUUUUAUAUCUUUAUCCCCCCAGCAAAUUCUUUUUUUUCCACAAGGGCUGGUGAUGUCUUUUUAUGGGAUUGCAGGCCUCUUUAUUAGCGCCUACUUGUGGUGUGCAAUUUCAUGGAAUGUAGGUAGUGGUUAUGAUCGAUUCGAUAGAAAAGAAGGAAUAGUCUGUAUUUUUCGUUGGGGAUUCCCUGGAAAAAAUCAUCGCAUCUUCUUCCGAUAUCUUAUAAAAGAUAUUCAGUCUAUUGGAAUAGAACUUAAAGAGGGUAUUUAUACUCGUCGUGUCCUUUAUCUGGAAAUCAGAGGUCAAGGAGCCAUUCCUUUUACUCGUACUGAUGAGAAUUUGACUCCACGAGAAAUGGAACAAAAAGCGGCUGAAUUGGCCUAUUUCUUGCGUGUACCAAUUGAAGUAUUUUGA
Messenger RNA from Spinacia oleracea (spinach), 1156 nucleotides. Its product is annotated as photosystem I assembly protein Ycf4-like. Lineage: Eukaryota; Viridiplantae; Streptophyta; Magnoliopsida; Caryophyllales; Amaranthaceae. Gene Ontology annotation, biological process: photosynthesis. The record is from RefSeq and is a predicted model, not a curated record. Gene Ontology annotation, cellular component: membrane; photosystem I; thylakoid.